CUUGAAGUUCUUUUCCGGACUACACCACGCCAAUCCCUUUCAUCCAACCCAUCAACCAUCUAUGAUCUGACCUGACAAUGUCCACCGACUCAAACUUCACCGUAAUAAUAGUCGGCGGCUCAAUCGCCGGGCUAACACUCUCGCACUGCCUCAACGCCGCCGGGAUAAGGAACAUCGUCCUGGAAAAACACGGCGAGAUCGCAGCGCAGGUCGGGGCUUCCAUUGGUGUCCUGCCGAACGGCGGGCGCAUCCUCGAUCAACUGGGCAUAUUUCACAGGAUUGAGAAGCUCAUUGAACCGCUUACGAGGGCGCAUAUUGCGUAUCCGGAUGGAUUCACGCUGCGGAGCGAGUAUCCGGUUACGGUUCAGGAGCGCUUCGGCCGUCCCAUGUCCUUCCUAACCCGCCAAGAACUAAUCCAGGUCCUGCACGAAUCGUUCGAGGAUCCGUCGCACAUCCACGUCAACAAGUGCGUUGCCCGCGUGCAGCAGGGGAAAGACAGUGUCCGCGUCGUGACCGAGGACGGUGCAUCCUACGAGGGCGACCUCGUCGUCGGCGCAGAUGGGGUGCACAGUAAAGUGCGCGCGGAGAUGUGGUCGUUUCACAAUUCGCCCGAGUUGGCGAGGGUUGCGCUGCGAGAGCAUAGAGCCCUUAGAGUCGAAUACUCGUGCAUAUACGGCAUAUCCUCCGCCCUCCCGGGCCUCGAAGUUGGCGAACAAGUCGCCAACUUCGCCGACGGAUUCACAAUAAUGACCUACCAGGGCCUCGGCGGGCGCGUCUACUGGUUCGUGAUUGAGAAACUCGACCGGAAAUACACGUACCCGCUCAUUCCGCGGUUCACGGACCAGGACGCGAUUCGGAAUUGCGAAAGACUGGGAAGUGUGUGGUUGCGCAAUUCGGUGCAUUUCAGGGAUGUUUGGAGAUGUCGCGAGACGUUUGCCAUGACGGCGCUGGAGGAGGCGGUGCUGAGGCCCUGGUCUGAUGGGAGGAUUGUUUGUAUUGGGGAUAGUAUUCACAAGAUGACGCCCAACCUCGGCCAAGGCGCAAACCUCGCAAUUGAAGACGCCGCCGAACUCGCCAACACUCUGCACGCACUGCUCACAUCCCACCGAAUGCGAAACCCUGGCGCCCACAAAGACCAACAGAAACCCUCUGCCCCCUCCCUAACAACCGCCCUCACAUCUUUCGAACGCAAACACCUCGCCCGCGCAACACACAUCGUCAACAUGUCUGCCCUAAUGUCGCGCCUGCACGCACGGCAGGGCGUCUUCUACACGAUCUUCGGCCGCUACAUCCCGCCGCUCUUUCCGAGUCUCCCGGCGGAACUAAUCUCGGCUGUUGUCCAUGGCGCGCCGGUUUUGGAGUUUUUGCCUGUGCCGCCGCGGGAGGCGACGGGGUGGGUGCUUUUGGAAAGGGUGAAGGGGGUGCUCUUGGGGGUUGUUGUAGUUUUUGCGUGUUUGCUGAGUGGGAUUGCGUUUUUGAAGCUUCUGAGGUAGGGUUCUAAGGGUUGGUCCGUUCAAUCUUGACACCGA
Molecule: messenger RNA, 1529 nt
Organism: Aspergillus calidoustus
Lineage: Eukaryota; Fungi; Ascomycota; Eurotiomycetes; Eurotiales; Aspergillaceae
Source: the annotation of a GenBank genome assembly